Molecule: messenger RNA, 1112 nt
Organism: Mollisia scopiformis
Lineage: Eukaryota; Fungi; Ascomycota; Leotiomycetes; Helotiales; Mollisiaceae
Exons: 3
Source: RefSeq, a predicted model, not a curated record
GACUCACGGAUGCUCCAAAUAAAGUAUUUAUGUCUCAGCCUCAUGUUGUCUGCUUUCCGUCGGCUGAGGAAUGGGGCGAGAUGGUGGACUGUCGAGGGGAAAUAUAAGUGUAGGUCUUUGCCGCUAUGGCUUGCGUGGUGAUCGCGACCAAAAUUGAAGUAACUUAAUACUUGACCCCGCACUCCUCACACAAUGGAUCUCACAGAUUCAGCCAAAGCACCAAAACCAGAGGUUCACAAAACCGAGACCUCUCCAAACCCAACCUUCAACCCCGUCGAGCGAACCAACAAAUACCUCUGGUACCUCCGCUUCAUCCAGAUCAUAUUCGCCGUAACCAUCGUCGCUAUCGCCGGGUCCAACAUCUCAGACUGGCACAGCUACGGCUGUUCCUCCCCCUCAGGCCUAUCCUUCAACUUCGCCAUCGCCCUCCUCACCCUCCUCCUUACCCUCUACCUAGUCCUUAGCACCGGACCCUCCGCCAAAAUCCCCUGGUAUUCCUUCAUCGCGAUCCUCUCCCUCGAAAUCCUCUUCAUAAUCUUCUGGAUCGUAGCCGCUGCUCUAGCUGGCUAUGAUUGCACGUCCCUUUGCAAUGCCUGUUCGGCCAUCGACCAAGGAACCGGGUAUUAUGUCUGGGCGAAUGAUCUGAUUUGUUUCUGCUGGACGGACUACGAUAACGUUUCAUUCAAGAGGGAUUCGCCGGAGGCGAUUUUUAGGAGGGGAAGUAGGCCGGCUAGUAGUAGUGAUGCGGCGGCGGCGGGGAAGACGCUUGAGAAGGGCGUUAGUAAGGCGGCCAAGCAGGGGUUGGAUGCUGCUAUGAUACUACUCUUUAUCACGUCUUUGAUCACGCUUCUUCAAUUGAGGUAUUCGAAGAAAGGAACGGCGAAUGUGGAUCAUGAGGCUGAGCGUGUUGACCAACAUGUUGAGAACACAUUUAAGAUGGAAUUUGUUGGACCGAGUGCUGAAUAGGUAAGGGUAUUGACAGAGGAGUACAGGGUAGGUGUAUGGAUUGUCCUUAUCGGGGAUGGAGUUUAUCUUGGGGUUAAUAUUGGUAUGUGAGUAAUUUAAUAGCUAUUCGAAAACAGCUACUACUUUGUCAACGCUCUGAAUUUAGG